UUACACCCUUUAACUAUUUUAACGAAACAUCCUGGAUGGCUAUCAGACACCGACAGGUAAGCGCUAGUUGACAUAUAAACGAGGUAGCUGCUGCUCUGUACAGUACAGUUGGGUCCUUCACCAGACCAUGGUCGUGUUUGUGUUACUCAUUGUCGGCCUUAGUGGCGUGGUCAGUUUGACCUUGCACGACCUCUACCCGUACCCAUACGACAAUGUAACAACAACAGAUGACCAGCUUUUACAGCCUAAUGAUGAUGGAAGUUCGUCCCAAAUCCUGUUUUCGUUUCCAUAUUUCAACAACACCCAAACCUCGGCUUACGUGAACACGAAUGGAGAUAUCACAUUUGGAAGAUCAUUAAGUACAUAUACCCCAUCUGCGUUUCCACUUAGUAAUAACUUUAUGAUGGUAGCUGUAUUUUGGACUGACAUUAUUACGACUUAUGUAGGAGAAAUCUGGUACAAGCUCAGUUCAAGCCAAGACCUCAUGAACCGAGCAGGUACAGACAUACAAUCAGGAUUUUCGGAUCAAAACGACUUCAGUCCAUCACUGGUGUUCAUUGUGACGUGGAGUGAGGUACCGUAUUUUGGAGCUUCAGGAGACGAUCUACUCUUGAGAAAUACUUUUCAGAUCGUGCUUACCACUGAUGGUACAAAAUCCUUUGUCAUGUUCCAUUACCUGAAACUAGACUGGGCUAGCAAUGCAAUGGUUGGAUUUAACGCUGGAGAUGGGGUAAACAGCUACACUAUUAACGGGUCCCUCUCUGCUGAUGUGACCAACCUAGUCAAUAGAUCAAAUGUUGGGGUUCCUGGCAAGUUCCUCUUCCGCGUCGACGGUGACACAAUACAACCAGCUGAUCAAAACUUGACAAAUAAUAACAAUAAUACAGACACGUUUUGCUCAUUUGCCCGUGAAGGACGGCUGCCGUGCCUGCCUAACGUACAUGGAUUUUGAAUUAUGAUGAUUGCGGUACGGAAGAUUUUCCCUGGCUGUUGAUAUUGUGACGAUGUCCAUUCGAAUUGUUUGAUGGGAGAUAACUGGACAAUGCCAUGUUAUGGUGUCAUGUUUGUGUAAUUAAAGUGUUGCUGGAAUGUAAAA
Molecule: messenger RNA, 1096 nt
Organism: Pecten maximus
Lineage: Eukaryota; Metazoa; Mollusca; Bivalvia; Pectinida; Pectinidae
Product: sushi, nidogen and EGF-like domain-containing protein 1
Exons: 7
Coding region: 128-952 (274 amino acids)
Biological process (GO): cell-matrix adhesion
Source: RefSeq, a predicted model, not a curated record